Trichomonas vaginalis G3 is the source of this 288-nucleotide messenger RNA. RefSeq lists its product as uncharacterized. NCBI's taxonomy places the organism in Eukaryota, Parabasalia, Trichomonadida, Trichomonadidae. The record is from RefSeq and is a predicted model, not a curated record. The coding region runs from base 1 to 288 and encodes 95 amino acids. The transcript has a single exon.
AUGCGUAUAAACAAUACUUUCUCUGCUGGUUUGCCUAUUGUUCAUUCGAAUGCAGAAUUUUCAACCUUAGUGAACUCAAACACUUUGGCAAGUAUAACGUUGACAUUAGUUGACGCAAACUUUGUUCCUGUAAAACUUUUAUGUCCUAUGUAUUUGUCAAUGACGGCAGAAAGUUUCGAAUUGGAAGAUGCAACUGGUGAAAGUAUUGUAUUACAAGAACAACUUCAACAACAAAUAGCUCAAGAACAACAAAUGCAACAAAUGGAACAGGAAAUGGUUCAAGAAUAA